Colletotrichum chrysophilum is the source of this 207-nucleotide messenger RNA. RefSeq lists its product as uncharacterized. The coding region runs from base 1 to 207 and encodes 68 amino acids. Lineage: Eukaryota; Fungi; Ascomycota; Sordariomycetes; Glomerellales; Glomerellaceae. The record is from RefSeq and is a predicted model, not a curated record. The transcript has 2 exons.
AUGGCCUUCAACUCGAACCGUCGCUUUUCUUCCUCCAUCUCGCCCGCAUCCAAGGCCUCGAAGCGCGUGAUGGCCGAGCGCAAUGAUAACCGGCGUUCUUUCGACUCCCAAGCCAGCUCUUCUACCCUUGGGGCGAUGCCAGUCGUUGAGGUCGAGAGCUACCUGACCGCUCCGGCUGCCCGGUGGUCUACGGCGAAUCGCAUCUAA